This is a messenger RNA of Magallana angulata, 2042 nucleotides long. Its product is annotated as platelet endothelial aggregation receptor 1-like. The record is from RefSeq and is a predicted model, not a curated record. Gene Ontology annotation, molecular function: scavenger receptor activity. The transcript is spliced from 11 exons. NCBI's taxonomy places the organism in Eukaryota, Metazoa, Mollusca, Bivalvia, Ostreida, Ostreidae. Bases 152 to 1606 code for a protein of 484 amino acids.
UUUGAUUCUUGAUUACCCCACACCGUUUAAAGUUGUAGCAAAUUCAUUCCAGUUCCGUUUUCAAAAUGUUUAAAUUCGCAUCGCAAAUUGAAUAAACGGUGGACGUUCAUAGUCAUUAACUGUACAUAUACUCAAUGGUUGCAUUACCCCCAUGGGUGUCACACAGUUUUACAUUACUUUUAGCGUUUUAUUCUGCCAGGGUGUAACAUACGAAAACAUUGGAUUAAAUAAAUCAACAUGGCAGCAGUCUCCCUACCAUAUUAAAGAAUGGGGAGCAGUGCGUGCUGUAGACGGUCUCUAUUCAGACCUGACUGCUACUGGAGGACAAUGUGUGAUAUCAGGCAAUGGAAAAUCAACCGCAGAGUGGCGGGUGGACCUUGGAAGAAUACACAUAAUCCAUCAUAUUGUUAUAUAUUAUAGAGCGGAACAUAUAUAUUCGGAUAUGAUCAACGCGUAUGCCUCAAGAUUUUUGGGAUUCUCGGUGUACGUAUCAAACACCACUGACAAAUACGAUGGAAUUCUUUGCUUCAUGGACAGAAACUUCACAAUAGAAACAAUACCUAACCCGAUGAACAUUAUAUGCCCAAACCAGGAAAGCGGAAGAUACGUUAUAUACUACAACAAUAGGACGCAUCCUCCUUAUCCUGAUGGUUAUUCUACCUAUGCUUACAACGAGCUUUGUGAGAUGGAAGUUUUAUCUUGUGCUGUAGGUACAUAUGGAUUCGAAUGUAAGGAAACUUGCGGUAACUGUCGUGAUAUUAGCAAGUGUUUAAAUACUAAUGGGACGUGCCUAGGAGGAUGUAAAGAUGGCUUUCAUGGAUACUUGUGCAAAUCACCUUGUAGCACAGGAUCAUAUGGUAUCGAUUGCAAAGAAAAAUGCGGCAACUGUCUUGAUGUUUACAAGUGUUCACUUUCUAACGGAACGUGCUUAACUGGAUGCGUCGCGGGUUAUCAUGGGAAUUUGUGUAAAACACCAUGUACGUUAGGUUCGUAUGGACUGGAAUGCAGAGGCACAUGUGGUAACUGUCAUAUGUGUUCAAAUGCAAAUGGUUCCUGCUUAACUGCGUGUGAUGCUGGAUACUUGGGAGAAAUGUGUAAAACGCCUUGCGGACGAGGAUUCUUUGGGAAAAACUGUACCCAUACAUGUAUUGAAACAUGUAAUGGAUGCAACAACGUCAAUGGUUUGUGUGAUUCUGGUUGUCUCUUGGGAUGGAAGGGAUAUUUUUGCAGUGAACUUUACGGAUGUUCUCCAAAAGGAUAUUUCGGAUCCAACUGUAGCAUCCCCUGUCCAGAUGUCAAUUGUCAGGAGUGUCACAUGGAGUCCGGCAUCUGUCAUGUUUGUAAACAGGGAUACAAAGGCCAACGAUGUGAAACUGACUUCAUAAAUAACAUCAAGUUCUACAGUCUUCUCGGCGCCUUUUGUCUCUCUCUUACUGUCAUUGGAAUUCUAAUUGGUUAUAAUAUAAUGAUACGGAAGAGACAGCUAACACAGCAUCAACCAUACGAUCAUCAAGAAUCAUGUGAUGCCAACCUUCCAGAUGUUUCUAGAGGAUAUGUUAAUUGUGAGGAGCUAAGGGACAUGCAAAUGUACGAUACAGCUCAGUAAAUGAUAGUAGAUCGUUCCUAUCUUUUUGUCAAUUAUUCUUACAUUAGAAAGAAAGAAUCAAACAUUCUCUAUUUUAUUUUGUAAAUAUCUUGUAUAUCAUUUAGUUUCGGGAAUAUUUUUGUUUUUAUAUCUUGCCUUAUCUAGUACUUUCAAUUAUUUUUCAUCAGUUGAUAAACUGUUAAUCAAAGUACUGAUAGUACUGAAAAACGCUAACCCAGCUUCUGUAUGUAUAUGGGUCAUUAUCAAAAUAUGCAGCCUUUUGCGCCAGUGUCAAUUUCAAGGGGGGAAAAUAAUGCUCUGGGGAAUAUAUACAGUACCAUUGGAUUUUAGAAACUUAAACCUAUAUUGUUGAACAAAUAAAUUGACAAUUUUACUGCUUAAAGUAUAAAAAAAAUAUUAUUUGUUAUGAGAUUUCAGUGAAUUUAUGUUGUCAUUA